AAUUUCUUACAUUGUUUGUUCACCCAAACUCAAGAUAAGCCUUCGAGACCUUCCCAACCCAAGAAAUGAAGUUUUCGACCUUGUUCUCUCUCUUUCUGCUUUGUGUCUUCACCUCGUACCUUCCUUCAGCCAACGCUGAUCUGGUCGACACUGAUGGUAAUCCUCUUCGAAAUGGUGGCAAAUACUUUAUAAGGCCAGUUAUAAUAACCGGAAAUGGUGGUGGAGUACAAUUCGCAGCAACCGGAAACGAAACUUGCCCUUUAUCUGUUAUCCAGCUUCCUAGUCCUUUCUCUAACGGCCUACCGGUACAAAUUUCAUCUCCAAUCAAAUUCCUUUUCAUAAAAGAAAACUUUAAUUUGGACAUUGGGUUCACUUUUGUACCUCCGUGUGCUCCCACUCCAUCUAAGUGGACUGUUGUGAGGGGUGAGGGAGAUCGUCACCCUGUUAAACUUAAUGGGUACGACAACACAGUAGCCGGUUGGUUUAAAAUUAAGAGCGUUCCGGUUGAAAUUGGAGGCUACAACCUCUUGUUCUGUCCUGAGAAUGGUUAUUGUGGCUAUGUUGGAGUUGAUAUUGAUUCUAGUAGAAACAGGGUUUUGGUGGUGGCUCAGGAUGAGAACGCUGCCAUGUGGAUCCAGUUUCAGAGAGUUUACGGAUCAUCUGAAACUGCAAUUACACAAGCAACUGCGUGAACUACCAAUGCCCCUAAAAAGUCAUGCGAUGUGUAGUUAGUUUCUCUUAAUGAGAGACAAGAAUAAUGGAAGCACUUUGUUGUAAUAAACUGUUGCAUGACUAAAUAAACUUAAGUUAGUAAAGAGUAUUUUUGUGAGUAUGAGAGUAUAAAAUGAAUAUUAGAUUAGUGUA
Messenger RNA from Vigna unguiculata (cowpea), 864 nucleotides. RefSeq names its product kunitz-type trypsin inhibitor KTI1-like. The record is from RefSeq and is a predicted model, not a curated record. Gene Ontology annotation, molecular function: endopeptidase inhibitor activity. NCBI's taxonomy places the organism in Eukaryota, Viridiplantae, Streptophyta, Magnoliopsida, Fabales, Fabaceae.